Necator americanus (New World hookworm) is the source of this 267-nucleotide messenger RNA. RefSeq lists its product as uncharacterized. The record is from RefSeq and is a predicted model, not a curated record. The transcript has a single exon. NCBI's taxonomy places the organism in Eukaryota, Metazoa, Nematoda, Chromadorea, Rhabditida, Ancylostomatidae. Bases 1 to 267 code for a protein of 88 amino acids.
AUGUUACACCAUUUUCCCAGCACGUGCUGUGCAAGUGCGUAUUACACUUCCAACAUGAUACACAACAAUGCACCACUACACAAACGCGAGGCGAAUACAAAGGAGCGAUACGAUAGCGAAUACCAAGCCUACUGCGUUGCGAAAUCAAUUCAAAACAACAAAACCGAAACAGAAGAGAAGGCUGGCACACCGGCUCCUUUAUAUAGCCUGAGCUCGAGUCCCGGAGCUCCGCGGGAGACGGCAGCCAAUGGGAGAGCUUGCUGGUAA